Messenger RNA from Cadophora gregata, 1332 nucleotides. RefSeq lists its product as uncharacterized. Bases 1 to 1332 code for a protein of 443 amino acids. The transcript is spliced from 2 exons. Lineage: Eukaryota; Fungi; Ascomycota; Leotiomycetes; Helotiales; Ploettnerulaceae. The record is from RefSeq and is a predicted model, not a curated record.
AUGAGCGCUCGAGAAUUAUACCUUCUGCCGGAUCAUCCCUACCAGCAGCAGUAUCAACAACACAUUACCAUCCUUUCAGAUUCUACUAGUCUAAUGGAUCUCCCUGCCCCAGAACUUCGAAACGGCGAACCUGCAGAUUUCGACUCUAGCAACCAACCCAUUCAUGCGCCUCCUCGAACGCUAUCCCCAAUCUCCUCGAACGCGAUGAAUACUUUGAAUGGGAAUAGUACACCAUCGGCACUUUCGAAAAGUAACUCGUCUAAUACCAUCCGCUCAGUUCCGUCAGAGAGUCUUCAUCUUGACAUCACCUCUGCAGAUGAGGUGCGGCGAGUUCAAAAAAGCGAUCCAACAGCGAUGCCUCACGCCACGAGAACCUCACCUCAAGCCUCUAUACCGCAUUCACAGCCGCCCCUCUCACGGCAUAACCCGAACCUGGGAGUUGGGAACGGCUUGGUACGGAAGAUAUCGUCUGAAUUUGGGCCAACACGAUCAUAUACUACCAGCAACCUCCAAAUACCAGAGGAAGGGUCUCCAAACACGAACGGGAAUUUAGCAUCGCCAGGAGGGCAAUGGAGUUCCGCCGUUGGUCGUGCUAACCUGGGAAAGUCGGGCAGAGUCAUUGAGAGGCUUAUGGGUGAGAACGACAUGUUGAAACGAGACCUCAAUCUGGAGCGGCUCAGGGCGGAGGAGUCGAAACAAGCAGUUAGGAUGGCGGAAGGGAAGAUGGAAGCCCUUGCCGCAGAAUACGAUGGGAAACUACACGAUGCCGCUAUCAAUAAAACGCUGCUCAAGCGAAGGGAACGACAAGUUGCGGAGAUGAAGGCACAGAUUGAGGCCGAGAAGAAUCGGGCCGACAAAGCAAUAGAACGUGAAAAGGGGUGGAGGGAAGCCAUGGAGAAGAUCGAGGGGGAGAGUAAGAGGAGUGUGGAAGAGGCACAGACCUUUGCAGCGCUGAUGAAAGGCCGGAAUGAUGCCAUGACAAGCCAUUGGAGGGACCAAGGAGUUGAAGUCAAUAGAACGGUUGCUAAGCUCGGCACAGAGAUCAACAAUAUUGUGCAAGAAAGGAGAGCCGAUGACGACCGGAUGAAUAUGUUGCAAGAGCUAUGUGACCAGCAAGCAGAGCAAUUGACUGCUCUGCAAGCAGAGAAAGAUGGGAUAGCGAGCGCCUUUGACAGAUACAAAAUUGUGCAAGAAGACUCUCUCAAAAAUAUCAAAGAGCGAGCGCGAGCUCAAGAGCAAGCCAAUGAAGCAGCUUUGCUAGAAACGCAGAAGGUUCUUGGGGAACUGAAAUGGGCUCUGGGAGUGAAGAAAAACGUCAAAGGGGCCGAAUAA